CGGCGCUUCAGCCUGCGCGAGCUCGCUAGUUCCGUGUUCUCCGCCAGUUUGCCAGGAACACGCAGCGCUGAUUGCUAAAAUUCUGUUACGGCAACGCAUGAUGUGAGUCUGCGGAGUUUAAAGGUCUUUGACUAGCACCUUCAAGGCCACGACGAAGACCGAGGUAACGGAAUUUAUUUCGGGCACUUCAGACUGAGCAGAAGGAUGUGCUUUAAUUGGACAAACAACUGCCUCAAACUGGAGGCAAGAACAGCAUCCCCAUGGCAACCUCUUACUGUGUGGCAGGUGUCUGUGUAGUGUUUGACCCCUGACCCCUGUGACCUUUUAGUGAAGAUGGCAACCCAGAAGAGGUACCUGGUCCGAGACUUCAACCGCUACAUCACGUGCUCUGUGUGCCGUGGCUAUCUGAUCAAACCCACGGCUGUCACCGAAUGCCUGCACACGUUUUGUAAGAGUUGUAUUGUCCAGCACUUUGAGGAGAGCAAUGAGUGUCCAGAAUGUGGCAUUCAAGUCCAUGAAACCAACCCUCUAGAGAUGCUGAGGUUGGAUAAGACAUUGGAAGAGAUCAUUUUUAAACUAGUUCCUGGUCUUCGAGAGAAGGAGGAACAACAGGAAAUAGAUUUCUGGCGGAAGAACAAGUCUAAAGCAAAUGGGGAAGAGGGGCCCAGGCCCAAGAAGACUCGGCUCAGUGAGGAAGAGGAUGAGAAGGAUGAAGACAAGGGUGGCGAUUACCACAGGAGUGACCCACAGAUUGCCAUUUGUCUGGACUGCCUGCGAAAUAACGGCCAAUCAGGGGAAAGCAUAGUAAAGGGUCUGAUGAAGAAGUUUAUCCGUUGCUCGACCCGUGUCACUGUGGGCACCAUUAAGAAAUUUCUCUGUGUGAAACUCAAACUACCAAGCUCUUAUGAGCUGGAUGUUCUGUGUAACGGGGAAAUCAUGGGGAAGGACCACACCCUGGAGUUCAUCUACCGAACACGUUGGAGACUGCAGGGGGACAGCGACCAGGCCACUGGCUUCAGCAGGCACGCCAGCCCCCUGGCUCAGUUGCUGGAUGCUGGAACAGACGGGAGCGUGGUCUGGCUCGGUGACCAGCUGUAGCACCUCUAAUUCUGCAGGAGGAUCUGUGUUGACUCGUUUGAUUGGAUCGAGGCUACCAGCGGCUUUGAGAAAGCAGCUUUUGCGUAGGCCCAGUGGAGUAUAUGUGCAAACGAACUUUAGAAGCGGCCUUGAGCUCAGAGAAAGAAAAAUUAUGUAUUUUUGUAACUCGACAAAGCACUUGUGUACAUUUGAACCUAUUGUCAAAAGAUUUGUGUGUUUCUUUUUCAUAAUCAGAGAUGCUGCUUAGUUAUUUAUUAUUCUAUUUUUAAAUGUAAAUCAGCUUGUCUGAGAUGCAUCCCCCUGUAGACAGUAAAACUGUACAUGAAGAGCAUUCUAAUGCUGUAUGUGACACAAUAUGAUAACUAUUUAAUUAUUAUGAAUAUUAAAAUGUGGAAAAUGUUGCUCUCUUUGCUCUUUGCCUUAUAUGGAAUUAUCAGUUAAGUCUGAGAUUUUCGCCCAGAGGUAUUACAUUGACUGCUUUCCCUGAGGACAGUGAGUUGAGUUAGGUGUACAUUGUUUUUGUUUGUUUGUGUUUUCCUUCUUUGUUUGUUCUUUGGUAAGGCCAAAGGUUUUUGUUCAGUUUAAUUGUACAUUUGAUACAUAGACAGACCUAUUUAGAGCUUAGUGAAACGUUUCCCACAGGAUGAUUAGUAAACAUUCAACAGGUGACAACCACAGUGCUACAUAGGGUAAUAAAACAAAACAAAAGUUAAAAUAUAAAGAAGCCAUUUGUAGGAAAGACUGGACACCAAGGGGCCAUCACUGUACUGGAAGGAAAAUUGCACGACACGUACAUCACUUUCCACCACAAAAGACCCAGAGAAAGGGCAGUUAUGAAGAAGUGCUUGCACUCAUCAGCAAACAGCUGAUGUUUGUUAAAGAACUUUGUGAGUCGGUAGAGCAUAUUUACCCGGAUAUGGUUGGGAGUUUGCUUCAUGGCUGUUUACAACAUGUGUCAUUUGUUUAAUAAAUAGUAAAAUAAAA
Molecule: messenger RNA, 2082 nt
Organism: Electrophorus electricus (electric eel)
Lineage: Eukaryota; Metazoa; Chordata; Actinopteri; Gymnotiformes; Gymnotidae
Gene: pcgf5a
Product: polycomb group ring finger 5a
Source: RefSeq, a predicted model, not a curated record